Nilaparvata lugens (brown planthopper) is the source of this 4751-nucleotide messenger RNA. Its product is annotated as neuropeptide CCHamide-1 receptor. The transcript is spliced from 4 exons. Gene Ontology annotation, molecular function: G protein-coupled peptide receptor activity. Bases 295 to 1383 code for a protein of 362 amino acids. Gene Ontology annotation, biological process: G protein-coupled receptor signaling pathway. The record is from RefSeq and is a predicted model, not a curated record. Gene Ontology annotation, cellular component: membrane. Lineage: Eukaryota; Metazoa; Arthropoda; Insecta; Hemiptera; Delphacidae.
CAAUCUGUUCAACAUUUCCGUGCUUGCGUUCUAGUAUGAAUACUGCUAUCUUUCAAGAGAACUCAAAAUCUUUCGAGAUUAUUCUGUGAUAAUAGGAUGAAACAGUUCGUCUCAGCAAUGCAGAAGCUGAACUCUAGGAUUAACAUAUGAAAUCAAAAGCGCUGGAAAAAGCUUGAAGGUCAUUAGAGAUCGAGAGGAAGUGUACUUCUAAUAUUAAUACGAAGAAUCAAAUGGACAACAAUCAGUAGAACGCUCUGAUAUACAACUGGACCAAUCGCCAUCAAAUUGGGGGAAAUGGAGAACGACACGCUUGGCCUGAUGGAUAACAGCAGCUACUACGUUUCUUACUCACAGCGACCAGAAACCUACAUAGUCCCUGUCAUCUUCGCGGUCAUUUUCUUUGUCGGAGUAUUGGGCAACGGCACACUUAUUCUAAUUUUUGCGCGUAAUCGCGCAAUGAGAAAUGUGCCAAAUACUUACAUCUUCAGUCUAGCACUUGGUGAUUUGCUAGUUAUCGUCAGCUGCGUACCCUUCACGUCGACUCUGUACACGGUGGAGUCAUGGCCAUGGGGUGAGGCCAUCUGCAAGCUGUCAGAAAUGGCGAAGGAUGUGUCGAUCGGCGUGUCAGUCUUCACGCUGACCGUGCUCAGUGCAGAAAGGUACUUUGCUAUUGUCAAACCACUACGGAGACAUGUUUCAUCGAAGCCUUUCACAAUCGCAACCGCAAUUUUCAUCUGGAUUGUUUCCUGCUUGUUGGCACUGCCUGCUGUCAUCAACAGCACCAUUCAACAUGAAAUCGUCUCAAAAGACAAGGUCAUCGUAUACUGCACACCUUUUCCUGAAGAAUAUGGGAAAUCCUACUCAAAAUUCAUCGUAAUGACCAGAUUUCUCAUCUACUACUUGAUUCCACUUUGCAUUAUCGGCUUCUUCUACAUCCUCAUGGCCAGAUUUCUCGUUAUCAGUACACAAAAUAUGCCUGGUGAACAACAAGGUCAGCAAUCGAAUCAAAUCAAAGCACGUAAGAAAGUGGCCAAAAUGGUUCUUGCCUUUGUCAUUAUAUUUGUAAUAUGUUUCCUGCCUAUCCACAUUUUCAUGCUAUGGUUCCACUUCGACCCUGAAGCUCAAGAAGAUUACGAUGAGUACUGGCAUACCUUACGUAUUAUAGGCUUCUGUUUGAGUUACAUCAACUCAUGUGUCAAUCCAAUUGCUCUGUACUGUGUGAGCAAAGUAUUUCGCAGAUACUUUAACCAAUAUCUGUUCUGCUGUCUGUACCACCCCAGUCAACAGGACAUGUCACGCAUGAACAUGUACAGUUCCACCUACAGACGACACAAUUCCAUUUCCACAAGUCACUACACCAUAUCCAACGCUGAAAGAACCUGACGGUGCCCAUCAUGCAUUGAGUGUGACAGCGAAUAACUUAUCAAUAGCCUGAUACUUUGCUACACCACUCCUUUGUAGGUACAACAACCUUACAAGUAGACGAUGCAUGAAUUUCUAACCUGGAUAUACAACAUGAUAAUAACAUUCAAAAAAAUGUUGUAGUCUGCAGGAGGAAGUGAUAAACACAAUAUCAAUAACUGAUUUCUCCAAAGUCAUUGUAUUGGAAAAACAUUGCCUCAUCCCACUAUGAGUAACAUAAAACUCCUAUGGAACAUUCAAUCAUCAAUAAUAUUAUCGAUAUUUCCGUCUGUAACAACUCAAAUCUUCCCUACCACUUAUUUGUAAAAUAGAGAGUCACUAUUAUGCGAGCUGAUUCGAAUUGAUGAUUGAAACCAUGUGGGUUAAAUUGAUGGAAUUUAAUAGAGUGAAAUGGAUUCAUUCUUAUGUAUAAUGUAAUCACUCACAAUCAAACUUAGUAUAGCACUUAAACGUUAGUGUUUUUAUGAAUAGUCUCAUAAGACAUGCUUUUGUUUCUUGUUUUGAAUUUCCAUAACUGUAUCCUUGUGAUUAUCAUUUAUCGGAACAGCAACUAUUUAGGUACCAAUUGUAUAAACAAAUGUUACAUGUUAAUUUGUUUUUUUUUUCAAGAUGAUUGAAAUUUUUAUUCUGAAAAGUCUCUCAUCUAUCAGAAAACUAAUUAAAAAUGUAAUUUUGCAUGUUAAUUUGUAAUUCUCAUUUAGAUAAUUAUUGAAAUUUUCAUUCUGAAAGAUUUCUUAACUUGUAAACUAAUGACUUGUUUUAUGCUCAUUAAACAAUAUACUUUCUAGAAUAUGAUUCCAAAGGGAAGUAUAUCAUCUGAAAUCAGUUGAUGUUGGGAGUAUUCGUGAGAAUAAGAAAGAUAGAAAUAGUUGAGAGCCAAAAUAUAUUUAUUCUUGUUGGAGAAGUAUUAAAUUAUCUGUGAUUUGUAACAAGGUUGUGUGACCUAGUCUUAUUAUCAAGUACAUGUAAUUCGUAUACUGUUUAUUGAAUCAUUAUUCAGUGUCGGUAGUAUAAAAUAUGAUAGUAUGCUUCAUAAAUUCGUAACAAUUGUUUGUACUUUCUUUUCAUUCCUCAUUUCUGGAUGUACUAGAUCAGAAAGUUAAAGGGAAAAUCCAUAUUGCUCUAAAAUGCAAUUUCUACUUCAACUUCCACCUUCCAUAUUCAACCAAUAUGAAACGUAAGUGCAUAUGAUUUUUCAUGGAGAUUUCAUUUCAAUAGUAACUAUAUGAAAUAACUGUUCACUCCAUUCUCAUUGUAACGAGAGAAAUGAUGACAAUUGUUUGAGAAACAUCUAUGAUUAAAAUUAUUCUCCAUCAGACGUUUUCUAAUUUUUUCGAUAUCGAACAUAAUGAGACAUCUUUUCAAACUCAAUAAAUGAAUAUCAUGAGUUAUUUAUCGGUUUUGCAUUCUACUUGAAUCGAAACAAGUUCAAGCUCAUGUGCUGCUGAAAUUGAAUAACUUUAUGUUGAAGACGUGGAAUAUAACUGUUGAAAUAAUUUGAAACUAGACACAAUGAUACGAAAGGCUAAUUGUCACAAGCUAUCUGGAAGCUUCUAGGGACUUUCAUCUUAGAAGAAGAUAUAGAACUCAUUGACUUGACUACAGCAAUACAGUGAUUUUUUUCUAAAUUAAUGUACUCUUUUUUUGAAAUAAAGAACCAGAAGUGCAGUGAUGCCGUCGUUCACUAACUCAAUCAAUUUCAAGUAUCGAAUGUGAUUGCAAAGUUGAGCUUGCUGUUGAAUUCACUGUAUAUGAGGACUUUGGUAAUCACGUUUCAAAGUUGAAAUUAAUAGGGAUUUACAGCGUCAUGUGCUAGUCACAGGGGAGUUCCCAAUAUGAUGAGAAAUAGAUGUUCAGAAAAUUUUAGACUAGAAGUCUGGAAUAACUUUCCCAACUAUAUUGAUGCUCCUGAACACACGUUUUUUUUCGUCUUCAUAUGUGAGUUCCUUUGAAGUGCUGAUCGCCGAAAAUAUCGCACUCAUAAAACUAUAAGUUUCACGAUUUGAAACUAGCUCCAAAUAAUAUUGCUGUAUGUAUAGCAGUGGCUGAUGAUUUAUAGCAAAUAAAUAACAAACUCCAUAUCGCAUAUUGACUAACUAAAGCUGCGUUUACACCAAAGUUAUCAACAAAAUGUUAAUAACUUAAUCCUUAUAGAUUCUAUUGGAUUGAACAUAAUUUAUCAUACACAUGAUGAACAUAUGUGUUUGUCAAAUUCCGUUCAAUCUAAUAGAAUCUAUAAGGAUUAAGUUAUUAACAUUCUGUUAAUAACUUUGGUGUAAAAUCUUUAUCGCGUUAUUCAAUACUUGCUAUCCUCAUUGAUCUUGAACAUGUUGCUCCAUAAGUUGCCUCAUAUUGAUGAAUGUGUUCGUAUUUUCUUUUAUGCGUAGUGUCAUGAACAGUUUUAUUUUGUAUGUUUUGAAGAAUUGUGUUCAACGUUACUGUGAUGUUGUAUUGUUCGAAUACCAUUGAGAUCACUGAUAGCUUUACUUAUAAUAUCAAUACUUCAAUUACUAGUCAUCCAUUCAACGAUAAUCCCUAGCUUUUAAUGGGCUUAUUCUCUGUAAAAUAAAUUGAGCUCGAAGAAUUAUAGAUUGAUAAUUAUCAUCAUAUUUUUCCACUCAGUACUAUACUGAAAUGUAAAUAACAGGAUGAAAUGUAAUACAGGGAACUGCACGCUUGUAUGUGAGAAAUAUUUUGAUUAUAGUGUUACAGUAAUUGCUCAAAUUACUUGGUCAUUGUACUUUCUGAAAUCACUCAUAUCUAACAGUUUAUUUCUCUCUUGUGAAUAAAGCAUCAAAUUAUUAUAAGCACAUUACUGCUUCAACUCUGAUCUCGUUCAUAUACAUAUAUUUUAGGAGGUUUCUCGUGAGACAAGAGAAGAUAUUACAAGUCUCCUUCCAACCGUUACUACUCAUUAUUAUAGUUUCAAAUGCAUCUUAUGUAACUCAGAUAGGCUAGUUGAUUGAUCAUGACUAUUUGAAAACAUGAUCAGAUCUACAUUUUUCAAGUAUUAUUAUGGAGAAACUAUUCUAUAAUGGUAUUAUGAAAAAGUUUCAAACAAAGUUAAAUGUAAAACUUUAUCAGUAUUCCAACGUCUAAAUAUGAAAUUUAAUAUUGAUCGUGAGAAAAUAUUUAUUAGAGUAUUAGUAUAGAGUAUAGACCCUCUCUUAGCAUGUUAGCAAGAUUUCUGUGAUGUUUCUUGAAUAUUGUCUUAUUAUAUUUUUAAAACCCGAUAUUGAUGUGAUAUGAUUAUAAAUGUUUUGUUAUUGUAUAAAAAUGUCCAAUGUAAAUAAGUGUAUAAAGUUUAAUAAAGUCUUACUCAACUGCAA